ACAAAACAGCCAAGAAGAAGACAAAGACAUCAAAAACAAAAAUAUGAGUAACAUAAAAUUUCUUAAGCCUGUUUUAUCCUUUUUCUUCUUCAUAAGCUGCUGUUUUUGCAAACCCUCCCAUUCAUCCAGAGGCAUAGCCAUCUACUGGGGCCAAAACGGCUUCGAAGGGAGUCUCUCCGCCACAUGUGCCACCGGCAGGUAUGCUUACGUCAACAUCGCCUUUCUUGUGAAAUUCGGAAACGGUCAAACGCCGGAGCUCAACCUUGCCGGCCACUGCAACCCUGCGGCUAACACUUGCACCCAUUUUGGCGCUCAGGUCAAAACUUGUCAACGUCGUGGCAUCAAGGUUAUGUUGUCUCUCGGCGGCGCCAUUGGAAACUAUUCAAUCGGGUCUAGGGAAGACGCAAAAAUGGUCGCUGAUUAUUUGUGGAACAACUUUUUGGGAGGGAAAUCAUCGGCACGUCCCUUAGGUGAUGCUGUUCUUGAUGGUAUCGAUUUCAAUAUCGAACUUGGCUCUCCUCAACACUGGGAUGAUCUUGUUAGGUUUCUUUCAAAUUUUAGCCACCGGGGAAGAAAAGUGUACAUAACAGGAGCUCCUCAGUGUCCAUUUCCAGACGAUCUAAUGGGAAGUGCCCUUAAAACUAGACUUUUCGACUAUGUUUGGGUCAUGUUCUACAACAAUCCACCUUGUCAAUACACUUCAGGUGAUACGCAAAGCCUUUUCCAUUCAUGGAAGACGUGGACAACUUCGGUCACUGCCCAAAAAAUCUUUCUAGGUCUCCCAGCGGCUCCUGAAGCCGCUGGAGGUGGAUAUAUCCCAGCGGAUGUACUGGUUUCACAGAUUCUUCCAACUGUAAAGAAGUCACGAAAAUAUGGAGGUGUAAUGCUUUGGUCUAAAUUUUGGGAUGAUAAAAAUGGUUACAGUUCAUCUAUAGUGGCUCGUGUGUGAAAGGAAGCUGAAGUUACCUUUUUAUGCUUUCAGUUCUCUCGUGUUUGGUUUAUGAAGAAUUGUUGUGUGUGUGUGUGUGUGUGUGUGUGUGUGUGUGUGUGUGUG
Brassica oleracea var. oleracea is the source of this 1054-nucleotide messenger RNA. RefSeq names its product acidic endochitinase-like. Gene Ontology annotation, molecular function: chitinase activity. The coding region runs from base 44 to 949 and encodes 301 amino acids. NCBI's taxonomy places the organism in Eukaryota, Viridiplantae, Streptophyta, Magnoliopsida, Brassicales, Brassicaceae. Gene Ontology annotation, cellular component: extracellular region. The transcript has 3 exons. Gene Ontology annotation, biological process: carbohydrate metabolic process. The record is from RefSeq and is a predicted model, not a curated record.